AUGGGGAAAUCGAAAAAAGGAGAAGAAGUUGAUGCGAAAUGUUCUAUUGAGGAUGAUAUUCCUUUGACAACGACUUUAUUGAACUUAAGAAACAAAAAGAAGAAAGAGAAAGAAAUUACACCAACAAUUGAUGCGGAUUUGUUGGAAGAUAUCAACAAAGAAAUUUCAGAAACGGAAGAAGAAGAAGAGAGCGAACUUUCCAAACAAAGGAAAGCAUUGCAAGAACAACAGAAGAUGGUGCAAGCACUUCAGGAAAAGCUGCUACAACAGGAAAAGCAGCUGGAUCUGAUUGAACAAAAAAAGAAGGGUGGAGAAGGACAAAAAAAUUCCAGCAAAGAUCCUGAAAAGCAGGAAGAAACUGAAAAGAAAGAGCAUGAAGUAAAAGUGCAUGAAGAAGUGAAAGAACCUGAAAAAGAGGAGGCUGAGGUAAAAGUUCCAGAAGAGCUGGAUGAACCAGAAAGAAAAGAAAAGAAAACGAACUUAAAAAUUACUUUGAGAAAGAAAAAAGACGGAGAAGAAGCUGGUGAGGAACCUGAAAAAGCAAAGGGGAAGUCUAGGAAAUCAAUACCAAACAGGAAAAGGACAAGAAGUCAAUUGCUGAAAGAAGAAUUUCCCGAUCUUAUAAAAGAGGUAAAGCAGGAAUUGGAAGAGGCACAUAAGAAGAAGAGCUUGUUGCCUGCUGAGAAAAUUUCAACAAAAAAAGUUGCACCAAAUGCUAAGAAGGGGAAUGGAGUUACUUUGAAAAAGACUACAGCAAAUAAGAGGGGUAGCAAAGUUAAUCAGAUAGUUGUGAGGGAGGUUUAUGAAGACGAGGAAGAUGAAGAAGGAGGUGAAGAAGAAGGUGAAGAAGUAGAAGAGGAAAGUGAACCCUUAAUGAAGAAGGGGAAAAAAGUAGUUGAGAAGAGAGCAACAAGAAGUAAACAAAUUGUUGUUUCUGAUGAGGUCAUGGAGGUGGUGGAUGAUUUUGGAAACACUUCCCUAAAAAACCAUAAACCAAAAAAAUAG
This is a messenger RNA of Spinacia oleracea (spinach), 1005 nucleotides long. RefSeq lists its product as uncharacterized. The transcript is spliced from 7 exons. The record is from RefSeq and is a predicted model, not a curated record. Bases 1 to 1005 code for a protein of 334 amino acids. Lineage: Eukaryota; Viridiplantae; Streptophyta; Magnoliopsida; Caryophyllales; Amaranthaceae.